Messenger RNA from Didymodactylos carnosus, 1212 nucleotides. NCBI's taxonomy places the organism in Eukaryota, Metazoa, Rotifera, Eurotatoria, Philodinida, Philodinidae. The record is from the annotation of a GenBank genome assembly.
UGUGACUUGGAAAAUCCGUGACUUGCCCAGCUCUGUAGCGCUGAGACAUGUUUUAAGAUGAGCGUAGCAGUUUUUUCUUCAAUUAAGACACAUCGCAGCUGUCUGUGCCGUUUGGGUUACGGUUUAUAAGCAAAUUAUAAAAAAAGUUACGGAAUUUCUUUACAGUAGCAGAGCGGCGCCGCACAGUGAGUGUUGCUGACUGGCGAGUGGUAAAAAGUUCGAAAAAUCGCAUGAAGAACUUGUAAACUUUUCCGAAUUUUGUUUGUAUACCGGUAAUUAACGAGUUGCUUCCAUCAUUUGUUUUAGAAUCCAACGAAAAUUUUUCUUAAAGCAUUAGAAAAGAAUUUACCAACAUUUGUUCAUCAUUUUAUUAAAAUUGGUUUACCAGUGCAUAAAAUAUUUUUUAAAAAUGAUGUUCCACAACAAAAUCGGUAUGAUUACUUCCUGGCAAAACUUUACAAUGAACAAAUUAUUUAUGGUGAUGGUGGGACACGUGAAAACCCUUUGGCUAAAGUUAUACAAACCGAUGAGUAUUUAAGAAAAAGGAAAAUAGAAUCAACUGCUGGUUUAAAUCAAGUACUGCGAUUAUUAGUUGGUGAUUAUAUGAAAAACCUCUAUUCGGUGCCACUAGCAGAUAAUGUUGAACCAACAACAGGUAAUAAUGCUGUCCAUGUUACAGUACCUGCCGAGCAACAUAAUGAAACACAAUUAGCUAUUGACACCAUUUAUCGUGAUUUAUUUCUAUGGACAAUCUUCAAUGAUUAUAUUGAUAUGGCUAAAGUAUUUCUGGCACAUAUGAAACAUCGUAUUUGUGGUGCUUUGAUAGCUACGAAAAUUUUGAAGUCCUAUCGACAAAUUUCACCAUAUAACGAUACAAAAGAAACAUUUCUACAAGAAGCUAAGUAUUUUGAACAAUAUGCUAUUGAUUGUCUUGCAGUAUGCCAUGAAAAUGACCCAAAAAAAGCAACUGAAUUAACAAUAAGACAAAUAGAUUUUUUUGGCGGUGUAACGUGUCUGCAAGUAGCUGUGGAUGCUGACGAUAAACGUUUUGUUGGACAAUCUUGUUGUGUGCAAGCAAUGACAAAUAUUUGGUAUGAUAAAAUGCAUCCCGAUCAGACAAAAAAACGUUCAAAACUAGCAUUACUGCUUGGUUUUCUAUCAUUGGGGUUAUUAGCACCAGCAAUGGUUCGAUUUCGUGAGAGCAAAGUAUGA